UAAAACUGAAGAUGGGUUUUGCAGGGUUCCAAGUGUUGAUGGUUUUGAGUCUUUUGGCCACAUCAUGCAUAGCCCAGGCCCCAGGAGCUGCACCCACAGCCUCACCCCCAACCGCCACGCCGCCAACCGCCACCCCACCAACCGCCACCCCACCAACCGCUACACCGCCAUCAGCCGUACCAGUUCCAUCACCCAGCAAAACACCAACCGUGUCACCAACUCCAUCACCCAGCAAAACACCAACCGUGUCACCAACUCCAUCACCAGUGACAGCACCAACACCAAGCGCCUCCCCACCAGCUUCCACACCAGCUUCCACACCAUCUGCUGAGUCUCCAUCGUCCCCACCUGCUCCCUCUGGCCCAAGCCCGAACUCCCCACCGGCUGAGGCUAUUCCUCCAAGUGGUACCUCCGCCAUCAGCCGCGUUGUUAUUGCUGGAACUGCUCUUGCUGGAGUCUUCUUCGCCGUUGUGUUGGCUUAGAUUCAUGGGGUUUACCCUUUCGGGUUUUGCUAUUCGUCCACAUGGAGACUCCUCAUCGGCUCUCAGAUCUGGGUUUUGAUGGACGGUCGAGAUCUAUUAUUUUCUUUUUCUUCUAUUGUUUAAUUUUGUUAGUGUUUUUUUGUUUUUUUUUUAGAUUUGUUUAACUUUGUGUGUUUUCAAUCCAUAUGGUGAUUAUUGGGUUUGGCAGUUUCUUGGUGGAUUUGGACGGUCGUGAUGUGAUUAAUUACGGUGAUUCAUUGUUUUACAGUCGACACGUGCACCCAUUUGUAGAUGAGUCGUUGGAUGUACAUCUAUCUGAUCAUAGUUGAAUAAAACAGUUUGUCAUUCUUUUUCUUA
Molecule: messenger RNA, 839 nt
Organism: Pyrus x bretschneideri (Chinese white pear)
Lineage: Eukaryota; Viridiplantae; Streptophyta; Magnoliopsida; Rosales; Rosaceae
Product: arabinogalactan protein 1-like
Exons: 1
Coding region: 12-482 (156 amino acids)
Source: RefSeq, a predicted model, not a curated record